GCAAAACUCUCGGUGAAGAACGUCUCAUGGUCAUGGGUCUCAGUGUUUCGUUCGUUGGAGAUUCUCUUCGAGUUUGGUGAAUUUAAUUCGAAGUUCGUCCUUAAUCUUUCGAGAUUAGUGUGCAUUUUCCAAAAGAUUUUGAGUUUUGGUUCUCUUCUUCUUCUAUGCGAUUCAAAUUUUGAGGUUUUUCUUGGCAUUGUAUCUUGGAAUCUUGUGUUUAGGGUUGUUGGAUUUAUAUUGGUUUUUCGAAAAUUUCUGGUUUUUAUUUUGGAAGGAAUCUGGAAAGAUUGGAUUUUGAGGCUUUCUGUGUUGUUUUUGAGUUGAAUUUUGGUGAGGAAAAGGGUUGAUUAGUUUCUGGAAGGUUUUCGGUUGGUUUAGGGAUUCGAGAAAGGGUUGGGGUAUGAAGAAGGGCAGGAAGAAGAAGGAGGAGAUCGCUGAGGAUUAUUGCUUCAUUUGCAAGGAUGGGGGGCUUCUCCUUGUUUGCGACUACAAAAACUGUCUCAAGGCAUACCAUACUUCCUGUAUUGGCAAGGAUGACUCAUUCUUGGAGACUGAUAAACGAUGGACUUGUGGCUGGCAUACAUGUUCCAACUGCAGCAAAAGUUCUACAUUCCAGUGCUUCUGUUGUCCCAACUCAUUUUGCCAGGCAUGUUUUUAUGGUGCCGAUUUUGUACAAGUGAAAAAGAGGACAAGAGGUUUCUGUGGUAAUUGCUUGAAGCUCACAACCCUGAUAGAAGAAAAUGUUGAUGCUGACUCUGAUGGGAGUUUCAUGACUGGAGGAUUGCGAAAAGUAGAUUUUAAUGACACUUCUACCUAUGAAUUUUUGUUCAAGGACUAUUGGGAAAUAGUCAAAGAGAAGGAAGGAUUAACUCUGGUUGAUCUGCAUGCAGCUACUGCUCUCCUUAAAAGUGGGGAAAAUCACAAAAAUGACUCAGAUCUAGAUAAUUUUCCAGAAGAAGACUUGAUAUCAGAAGAUGAUUCCUUGGAAGAUAAAUGCGAUGAGGAGAUUGUGAUUUUUGAUGAUGUGAAAGUAAAAUGCCGUAAAGCAAAAACACCAUUAAAAAGGAGCAGGUCAAAGAAAAAAACUUUUGUAGGUUGGGGGUCAAAGGAACUUCUGCAAUUUCUUGGAUCAGUUGGAAAGAAUACAGAGCAACCUCUUACACAAUUAGAUGCUUGUGAGAUUGUAAAGGAUUAUAUUCAUGAGCAUAAUCUUUUUCAUCCUGUUCAGAAGAAGAAAGUUGUUUUGGAUGAGAACCUGUACUCUCUUUUCCGGAAAAGAUCAUUGAAGCUUCACAAAAUCUACUCUUUGCUUGAAAGCCAUUUUGCUGAAAAUGAUGAUUCCGAUGAUGAAUAUUCUUUUAGCUCAGAAGAUGGUGGUGAUUUAUUUAGUGCUAAGAGGCAGCGAAGAAAAACUUCUGGUUCUAAAGAUCAUAAACCAGCAUCUUAUGACAUCAGGGAAAAUGUUUUGGUACCAAACCUAACAUGCUAUGCUGCUAUAAUAGGAAAAAACAUUCAAUCUGUUUAUCUGAGACGAUCUUUAAUCCUUAAAAUGUUAGAAGAUUCUGAGACACUUGAACAUAAAGUUAUUGGUUGUUUUGUAAGAGUUAAGGGUGAUCCAAAAGAUUUUUUCUACUCUCCUCAAAAACCAUAUGAACUUGGUCAAGUUAUUGGAAUAAAGAAAACUGCACAGGCAUACAAGUUAGGAGAUUCUAGCAUAGAUGUCGUUCUGCAGAUCUCCAAUAUGUUUAAAGAUAUUCAAAUUAAUAUGUUGUCUGAUGAGGACUUUGAAGAGGAAGAAUGUGAGGAUCUACGCCAACUAGUGAAAAAAGGUCUUUUCAAAAGGCCUACUGUUGGAGAACUUCAGGAAAAGAUCCAAAUAGUUCACGAGGACAUAACAAGUCAUGCGAUUGAUAGAGAGAUUUUGAAGUUGCAAAGACAGAUUGAUCGAGCAAAUGUAAAUGGUUGGCGGCGAGAGCGCUUUGAAUGCAUUGAUAGAAGAAAUCUGCUGCGCACGCCAGCUGAACGCCUGCGGCUCUUGAAAGAGAUGCCGAAGGUCAUUGCAGACAUAGAAGAUGACACUGUUGCCAUCUGUGGAGUGGUUAAUUUAAGAGAGGAUAACAAAGAUGACAAUCUGGCUGAGUUACCAUCUCCAGUAGAGGAUCUUGAUAGUGUUAUCAAUUUUGGCGUGGAAUCUCCAAUUGAGGAUCUUGAAACUGUUAUCAAUUUUGCUGUGGGAUCUUCAAGCAAGGAUCUUGAAAGUGGUGGUAAUGUUGCAGUGGAAUCUCCAAUUGAGAUUCUUGAAACUGUUAUCAAUUUUGCUGUGGAAUCUCCAAGCAAGGAUUUUGAAAGUGGUGGUAAUGUUGCAGUGGAAUCUCCAAGAAAGGAUCUUGAAAGUGGUGGUAAUGUUGCAGUGGAAUUUCCCAGCAAGGAUCUUGAAAGUGGUGGUAAUGUUGCAGUGGAAUCUCCUGUCAAGGAUCUUGAAUGUGGUGGCAAUGUUGCAGUUGAAUCUUCAAUCAAGGAUGUUGAAAGCGGUGGCAAUGUUUCAGUGGAAGCUGUAAUGCAGGAGCUUGCAGAAACUGAGCUGAAGACUGAGGAAAUGAAGGAGAACAGCAGUCUCAAAAAUGAUGUUGAGAUAAAAGAGGAUGAUUCAGGGGCCUUCGGAAAUUCAAAAGACCAGAUCAUAUCUAUUGAUGAUGACGACGAAAGUGUGCCAGAUGCCUGUCAAAAUGAUGAAGCAUCAACAGAAGAAACAUGUGAGGUUUGGCACUACAUCGAUCCUUCCGGCGAAGAACAAGGACCUUUUUCACUGGCCUCACUAAGAUAUUGGAAAGAAGAAGGUUUCUUUGACGAUGACUUCAAGGUUUGGAGAUCGAGUGAGCCUAAAUCGAGUGCUAUUUUGUUGACUGAGGCACUCCUUCCGACAUCAUCUUCCUGAUCACGAUAGACGCAUCUGCUACUGAAGUGUUUGAUUUUUGAUAGUGCGCACAGGCGCAGGCCUCUUCUUUUUAACUAAUUUUACUGCAGCAUGGUUGUUUUACAAUUGAGACAGUCAGUAAUUGCUGAAAGAAAUCGGAAAUGCCCGUAUUUUUCAGCAUUGUUAUGUAAAUUUGGUCAGAAUAUCAUAUUGUUAAUUUCUUUGAAUGUUGUUUGUCCAAUGAUAAUCUCAAAAGAAAAAAAAAAUGUUGAACCAAUGCUUCA
Dioscorea cayenensis subsp. rotundata (Guinea yam) is the source of this 3198-nucleotide messenger RNA. RefSeq names its product zinc finger CCCH domain-containing protein 44-like. The transcript is spliced from 11 exons. The record is from RefSeq and is a predicted model, not a curated record. NCBI's taxonomy places the organism in Eukaryota, Viridiplantae, Streptophyta, Magnoliopsida, Dioscoreales, Dioscoreaceae. Gene Ontology annotation, molecular function: protein binding; DNA binding. Bases 401 to 2935 code for a protein of 844 amino acids.